AUGGUGCAGAAGCUCGCCGAAACAAUGUCCAAACAAGUUUCCCACUUCAAUAAAGCCGAGGUGGGGUGUCUUAUCAGAGACUUUCAUGUUUUGUUGGAGGACACACGGACAGUGAGUGGCUUGGACAGAUGGAAAGUAAGAAGCAUUCUGCACAACACCUUUGGACUCACAAACGACACCAUCAUGGAUGCAGUAUUCCGGACAUUUGACAAAGACAACGACGGUUUUAUUGGAAUUGGAGAGUGGAUUGACGGACUAUCGAUUUUUCUUCGCGGCACCUUGGACGAAAGAAUAAAAUACUGCUUUCAGGUGUACGAUUUGAACGGUGACCACUACAUCACCAGGGAGGAGAUAUUACAAAUGCUGAGGUAUAGCCUCAGACUGCCUGGGGAAGAGGACCCUUACGACGGAAUCAAAGAUCUGGUGGAAAUCACACUCAAGAGGAUGGACCACGACCACGAUGACAGGCUGUCCUUUGAGGAUUUUGAGAGGUCAGUGAAGGAAGUCAAUCAUGUGCUGGAGGCUUUUGGGACGUGCCUGCCCAACACCAUCAGGAUUGAGGCAUUUGAGCAGCGUGUAUUUCAAGUUCAAGCAAAACACUGAUCAUACAGUACUUCAUAUUCAUGCUUUUAUUCUGUGCAACAUAGUUGUUGUUUUCAUGGUUUAGUUGCGAUCACGUCUUUCUCUUUGUUGCGGUUGCCAACAGGGACAAACGCAAACCCUCAAAACACGUGCAAUAUAGGGAAAACACAAUUAAUUAAAUCGGUAGCUCAAAAUUAUUGUUUUGAAAAAAGUACCUUUUUCCUCCGCCAACUUUUUUUCUUGGCAUCCUUCUCAUGUACAGUGCAUCCGGAAAGUAUUUACAGCGCUUCACGUUUUUCACAUUUUGUUAUGUUACAGCAGAGCUGGGUAAAUAUUUUGAUUCGGGGGCCACAUUGAGAUAAAAAUUGUGUCUGGGGGGGGCAAAUAUGUAUGUGUGUAUAAAUGAUAUAUGCACAUUUAGCUGUAAAACUCUGAUGUACAGUAUUUGUAUUUGGGUCCCUAUUUUUCAGAGAUAGUGUACCAAAAUCACAAUGUCCGAUAGAAUUCUAAAAACGUUAUGACAGACCACCUCGAAAAAACGGAAUGGAAUUUUACAGUUUUUUACUGAAUGGGUCACCCAACAUGUACAUCAAAAUUAAGAAAGUGGGAUUUACAAUAUUAACUACGGACAAUAGAACACUGAAUAUUACCAACAUAUGAACAUCGCUCCUCUUUUACUUCUCAGACAAGCUCCUGGAUAGACAUAUUUUACAAUCAAGCAAAACACGACAAAAAUGUAACAAACAGCAAAAUAUGAAUGCAAAGGGUAAUAAACACCUUCAAUAUGAUAUAUUAUCACUUUAUUGCAGACAUUUGUUGUAAAAAUAUCUCUGUUCCAAACACAUGCGUUUCAAGCUGGCUGCUCUUAAAACAAACCCCGCCCACUCUGCUUUGUUACUUGUCUGAGCUGCUGUGACGUAUAUUACAAUAAUAACUCCUUUAAAGGCCUACUGAAACCCUCUGCUACCCACCACGCAGUCUGAUAGUUUAUAUAUCAAUUUUAAAUUUCCCGGGACUUUUUUCUUGAAAACGUCGCGUAAUGAUGACGUAUACGCUUGACGUCACGGGCUGUUAUUAAUAUGAGCACUGCACACACACACAGCUAAAAGUCCUCUGCUUUAACCGCAUAAUUACACAGUAUUUUGGACAUCUGUGUUGCUGAAUCUUUUGCAAUUUGUUUAAUUAAUAUUGGCGAAGUCAAAGUAGAAAGACGGAGUUGGGAAGCUUUAGCCUUUAGCCACACAAACACACGGUGAUUCCUUGUUUAAAAUUCCUGGAGGUGAAACUUUCUUAUGGAUCAGAGCGGACAUGGAUCCCGACUACAUGUCAACCAGCAGUUUUCGGUGAGGAAAUUGUGGUUAAAAAGUCGCCACUUACCAGAUAUCAGCUGAGCUUGCGCCUCCCGUACAGAUGCCGGCGACUUCCCCGAGACACUGCACGUCAAUACCCGGCCGUGGACGUACACCUCUAACUAUCAGGUACUGUUAAACUCACUAAAACACUAGCAACACAAUAGAAAGAUAAGGGAUUUUCCAGAAUGUUCCUAGUGAAUGUCUCUAAAAACAUAUGAGUCCGUCUCAAUGCAACGCGAUUGAAAUCACGUUUUGUUUUUUGUUUUUUUCCUAGUCCUUCACAAUCAAUAUCCUCAAACACGAAUCUUUCAGCCUCGCUCAAAUUAAUGGGGAAAUUGUCGUUUUCUCGGUCGGAAUAGCUGUUUUUGUUGGAGGCUCCCAUUAAAAUCUAUGUGACUAUGUGAAGAGCCAUCAACAUGUGACUUCCGGUAGAGGCUGGGCUUUUUCUCCAGUUGCGAACUUUAUCGUGGAUGUUCUGUACUAAAUCCAUCCAUCCAUCCAUUUUCUACCGCUUAUUCCCUUUUUUGGGGUCGCGGGGGGCGCUGGCGCCUAUCUCAGCUACAAUCGGGCGGAAGGCGGGGUACACCCUGGACAAGUCGCCACGUCAUCGCAGGGCCAACACAGAUAGACAGACAACACUCGCACUCACAUUCACACACUAGGGCCAAUUUAGUGUUGCCAAUCAACCUAUCCCCAGGUGCAUGUCUUUGGAGGUGGGAGGAAGCCGGAGUACCCGGAGGGAACCCACGCAUUCACGGGGAGGACAUGCAAACUCCACACAGAAAGAUCCCGAGCCUGGGAUUGAACCCAGUACUGCAGGACCUUCGUAUUGUGAGGCAGACGCACUAACCCCUCUGCCACCGUGAAGCCCUGUACUAAAUCCUUUCAGUAAAAAUAUGGCAAUAUCACGAAAUGAUCAAGUAUGACACAUAGAAUGGACCUGCUAUCCCCGUUUAAAUAAGAAAAUCUCAUUUCAGGAGGCCUUUAACACUUAAAAGCGCAGAUGUCAACCAUUGAAAUACUUUCUAUAAAUCAAGACUUACGGUAAUUUAAAAACAACACUGCACAUCAUAAUGGCAGCUACAGUUUUGAUGUUAAAGCAUAUUUGCCAACCCUACCUACCGGAUCAAUACUUUGAUGAUGCACCUUUGGGAGCGAUUAC
Nerophis ophidion (straightnose pipefish) is the source of this 3096-nucleotide messenger RNA. It is a transcript of the gene clxn, whose product is annotated as calaxin. Gene Ontology annotation, molecular function: calcium ion binding. The coding region runs from base 1 to 603 and encodes 200 amino acids. The record is from RefSeq and is a predicted model, not a curated record. The transcript has 6 exons. Lineage: Eukaryota; Metazoa; Chordata; Actinopteri; Syngnathiformes; Syngnathidae.